Microplitis mediator is the source of this 2583-nucleotide messenger RNA. RefSeq lists its product as uncharacterized. NCBI's taxonomy places the organism in Eukaryota, Metazoa, Arthropoda, Insecta, Hymenoptera, Braconidae. Gene Ontology annotation, biological process: DNA integration. Gene Ontology annotation, molecular function: nucleic acid binding. The transcript has 5 exons. The record is from RefSeq and is a predicted model, not a curated record. Bases 1 to 2583 code for a protein of 860 amino acids.
AUGGAACUAUCAACGGACUCAACUGGUGCUGAAGGAUUCUACCUUCCACAUCAUGCGGUCGUGAAAGAAUCAAGCAGCACUACAAAACUACGAAUCGUAUUUAGUGGAUCUGCCAAGUCAAGCUCUGGAAUAUCAUUAAAUGAUACGCUGCUAACAGGAGCCACACUACAAAAACCAAUAUUCAUUCACCUAAUUCGUUUUCGAUUACACCCAAUUAUUCUUAUAGGUGAUUUGGAAAAGAUGUUUCGUUAUGUCUGGGUAAGACCAGAAGACCAUACAUUUGGCACUACAUCAGCAACGUUCCUGGCAGUCAGAAGUCUUGUGCAAGUAGCCGAGGAUGAAAGAAGUAACUUUCCAGAAGCAGCAGACAUCAUCAAGGAGCAAUUCUACGUCGAUGACUUAAUCGCAGGUACUGAUACUGUUAAUAAAGCAAUAAAAAUUAGAAACGAUUUAACUGAACUACUUAAACGAGGUGGUUUUAAUAUACGACAAUGGGCUUCAAAUAAUUCAGAAGUCCUGAAAGGAAUUCCAGAAGAACACAUCAAUAAAAAACUACAAAUUGAAGUAGAUCCAAUGCUAAAAACUUUAGGUAUACAUUGGCAAACGCAAUCAGAUGAUUUAACUUAUACCUUUAACAAGUUACCAAUCAACAAUGCUGGCGUCAAGAAAUUACUUGGGACCAAGAACUUCCAACUUAUACAAAAUGCUUGGACGUCAUAUGCAUCUGAAUUCAAUAGCAUUAAUCAAGUUUUGUACAAUCGUCCACUGGUACUGCUAGACACCUGCGAUAUCCAAAUACAUGGGUUUGCAGAUGCCAGUGAAAAGGCCUAUGGUGCAUGUAUAUACCUAAGGCGGACGGCAUCAUCGGGUGACGUAAGAACGAAUCUAUUGUGUGCUAAAACCAAAGUUGCACCUCUACAAACUCAAACAUUAGCACGAUUAGAGCUUUGUGCAGCUCUCAUGUUAGCUAAUCUAUAUGAUACUAUAAAAGAACUUUUACCUACUCAAUUAUCCAGGGUUAUAUUCUGGUCAGACUCAACAAUAGCUCUUCAUUGGAUCAAGACACCUCCAUACCAGUUGAAAACAUUUGUAGCAAAUCGAGUAUCUCAGAUACAAGAAAAAACACCUAUUACUAGUUGGAGACACAUUAAGUCUAAAGAUAAUCCUGCAGACGCGUCUUCAAGAGGACUAACACCAAAGGAAUUCUAUCCAGAGAACGACUGGUUUAUAUCAAUAAUAUCUACUCCAAUCGAAGACAAUGAAAGGAAAAAACUCACUUGUCUUACAACUUGCGUAAAAACAAGUUCACUUGAUGAUUCAUUCAUCAAAUUCUUCAGUUCAGCAAGUAAUCUACAUCGAGCAAUUGCCCGCAUCUUGCGUUUGAGUAAAAACAAUAAGUAUACUGGUGAAUAUACCCUCGAGGAACUUCGUCAGUCUCAGGUAAAAAUUAUCAAGUUAAUACAAAAUAUACACUUUACGAAAGAUAUUCACAACUUGAAACAUAAAAAGGAAAUACACGAAAACAGUAAAUUAAAACAUCUUAGUCCAUUUUUUGAUGACUACGAUAUAAUUCGGGUUGGUGGAAGACUAAAUCAUGCAAACAUUUCAUACAAUCAAAAACAUCCGAUAAUUUUACCUCAAUCACAUCCAUAUACAACCUUGAUUAUCCAAGAAGCCCAUCAAAGGCACUUCCACGCCGGUCCUCAGACAACUUUGUAUGUUGUGAGGAGAAACUUCUGGCCGUUAAACGGUCGAAACGAAGUUAAGAGAGUAACAUAUCGUUGCGUAAGAUGCAGAAAAUCAAAUCCUCAAACAGCUAUUUACCCAAUGGGACAGCUGCCGAAAGAGCGUGUCACACAAACUCGUCCUUUCCAUCAUACUGGUGUAGAUUACUGCGGUCCAUUUUACAUCAAGGAGAAGAAACAUCGCAAUCGUGGCCGAGUCAAAGUGUAUGUAGCUGUUUUUGUCUGUCUAGCAGUCAAAGCUACACACUUUGAGGUGGUCAGUGAUCUGACCAGUGAGGGAUUUAUAGCAGCAUUGCGGAGAUUCAUAUCACGUCGAGACAAGUGUUACAGCAUUCAUUCAGAUAAUGGAACCAACUUCGUUGGUGCCAAUAAUCAACUAAAAGAGAUCUAUCAACAAAUUAAUUCAGAGGAACAUCAACAGAAAGUACAUAGAUAUCUUACAGAAGAAGGAAUCCAGUGGAAAUUUAUUCCUGCAAGAUCGCCCAAUUUCGGUGGCUUGUGGGAAGCUGCAGUUAAAUCAUUCAAAGGUCAUUUAAUGAGAAUUGUAGGCGAUACACUUCUCACAUUUGAAGAACUUAACACCUUUGUAAUCGAAAUUAAAGCAAUACUAAAUUCAAGACCUUUAACACCGAGUUCAUCAGAUCCAAACGAUCCCAUAGCCAUUACACCAGGUCAUUUUUUGAUUGGUGAUUCGAUAACGAGUUUGCCUGAUUGGGACUGGGCUGAUACAGCAUCCAAUAAAUUAUCCUCGUGGCAACUAAUCCAGAAGCUGAGACAAGCCUUCUGGAAGCGUUGGCAUAAAGAAUAUAUUAACGGCUUGAAUGUAAGACAGAAGUAG